Messenger RNA from Somion occarium, 228 nucleotides. The record is from the annotation of a GenBank genome assembly. Lineage: Eukaryota; Fungi; Basidiomycota; Agaricomycetes; Polyporales; Cerrenaceae.
AUGGGAGCAUACCGAGGAAGAGAUGAAGAGAGCACUCGCCUCAUUAACUGUGAAAAGAUGCGAUAUAAAUUUGUCGAAUGGAUUAUGACGCUCCUCGAACUUUGCAAUCAGAUGCUUAUCAUUGGGACAACCCAUAUCGGCGAAUUCCUUGGAGUUUCAAUGACAGGACCAGAAGAUGAAGAAGUGAAUGUUCUAUGUAGACCGUCAGACGUGCGCCGCGAAGCUUAG